Bufo gargarizans (Asiatic toad) is the source of this 3942-nucleotide messenger RNA. It is a transcript of the gene IARS1, whose product is annotated as isoleucyl-tRNA synthetase 1. Lineage: Eukaryota; Metazoa; Chordata; Amphibia; Anura; Bufonidae. The record is from RefSeq and is a predicted model, not a curated record. Bases 161 to 3820 code for a protein of 1219 amino acids. The transcript is spliced from 33 exons. Gene Ontology annotation, biological process: isoleucyl-tRNA aminoacylation. Gene Ontology annotation, molecular function: ATP binding; tRNA binding; aminoacyl-tRNA deacylase activity.
CGGCAAGCUAUAGACUAGAGAUUUGGCAGAACAGCGGCAUUUCAGAAGCAACGUGCGUUGUCCACAUAGUCAUGUGACUUCCGGUUUAUUCCGACAUUUCCGCUUCCGCUCAUGCUGGUCUGUCAUUGCAUCAUCUCAGUGUACAGUGACCGCGUCCGUCAUGGCUGAGCAGGUUCCAGAGACCAUCAACUUUCCUGCAGAGGAGGAGAAGAUCCUGCAGCUCUGGAAGGCUUUGGACUGUUUUCAGGAAUGUCUCAAACAAUCUAAGAAUAAGCCCAGGUUCACCUUCUAUGAUGGACCUCCCUUUGCGACGGGCCUCCCGCACUACGGGCACAUUCUCGCCGGCACCAUUAAGGACAUUGUGACCCGCUUUGCUCACCAGACUGGCCAUUAUGUGGAGAGAAGGUUCGGCUGGGACUGUCAUGGCUUACCAGUGGAAUAUGAGAUUGACAAGACCCUGGGAAUCAAAGGACCGGAGGACGUCGCCAAGAUGGGCAUCGCUGAAUACAACAAGCAGUGUCGCGGGAUCGUCAUGAGAUACUCGUACGACUGGGAGGUCAGUGUGACCCGGCUGGGCCGAUGGAUCGACUUCAAGAACGACUAUAAGACCCUUUACCCCUGGUUCAUGGAGAGUGUGUGGUGGGUGUUCAGGCAGCUGUAUGAUAAAGGCCUGGUGUACCGAGGUGUCAAGGUGAUGCCAUUCUCCACUGCUUGUAACACUCCAUUAUCCAACUUCGAGUCCCACCAGAAUUACAAGGAUGUGCAAGAUCCCUCGAUUAUUGUCACCUUCCCCUUGCUGGAAGACUCGACUGUGUCGCUUGUGGCCUGGACCACCACCCCAUGGACACUGCCAAGCAAUAUGGCCCUUUGUGUUAAUCCAGAACUGACCUAUGUCAAGCUGAGAGACAAGUCCAGUGGAAAUGUGUACAUUCUGAUGGAGGCCCGGCUGUCUGCCCUGUACAAGACCAACGCCGAAUACCAGAUUCUGGACAGGUUUCUGGGCAUCACCCUUAAAGGGACGCGCUAUCAGCCCUUAUUUGACUACUUUGCCAAGGCUUCAGACACAGGAGCCUUCACCGUUGUAUUUGACAACUACGUCAAGGCAGAAGAUGGCACCGGCGUGGUGCACCAGGCCCCCUACUUCGGAGCGGACGACUACAGGGUCUGCAUGGACUUUGGGAUCAUCCAGAAGGACUCUGUCCCGGUGUGCCCGGUCGAUGCCUCUGGCUGCUUCUCUGAGGAAGUCACUGACUUUGCAGGACAAUACGUCAAGGUGCGAGUCCCACCUAUGGGACCUCCACCUAUACCUACAAUGGAGCCCGCAAAUGAUGUUUCAUCUUCCAUCUUUUUUAGGGUUCCAGAGUUUGUAAGAGAAAAGCGUUUUGGAAAUUGGCUGAAAGAAGCUCGUGAUUGGGCCAUAUCCAGAAACCGGUACUGGGGCACUCCGAUUCCGCUGUGGGUCAGCGAGGACUUUGAGGAGGUUGUGUGUGUGGGGUCCCUGGCGGAGCUGGAGGAGCUGACCAGUUAUAAAGUCACAGAUCUGCACCGUGAAAGUCUGGAUCACCUAACUAUCCCAUCUCGCUGUGGGAAGGGUGUCCUGCGCCGCGUCACUGAAGUGUUUGACUGCUGGUUUGAGAGCGGCAGCAUGCCCUAUGCUCAGGUGCACUACCCCUUCCAGAACAGAAGAGAGUUUGAGGACUCCUUCCCGGCUGAUUUCAUUGCUGAAGGCAUUGACCAGACUAGAGGAUGGUUCUACACCCUCCUGGUCCUCUCUACUGCACUCUUCGGUCAACCACCAUUCAGGAAUGUCAUAGUCAAUGGUCUGGUCCUGGCCAGUGAUGGGCAAAAAAUGAGUAAAAGUAAGAAGAACUACCCUGACCCCAUACACGUGAUCAAUAACUAUGGAGCGGACGCCCUUAGGUUAUAUUUGAUUAAUUCUCCGGUUGUGAGAGCAGAGAAUUUGCGCUUUAAAGAAGAAGGUGUCCGCGAUGUGCUGAAAGAUGUUUUCUUACCUUGGUACAACGCCUACCGAUUUCUGAUGCAGAAUAUUUAUCGGCUUCAUAAGGAGGAGGGCGUCCAGUUUUUGUAUAAUGAGAGUUCAGCAAAGCCAAGCAGCAACAUCAUGGACAAGUGGAUUCUGUCCUUUACUCAGUCACUAAUCCACUUCUUCAAGGCAGAGAUGACAGCUUACAGACUUUACACAGUGGUCCCCAGGCUUGUGCGCUUCGUUGAUAUGCUGACCAACUGGUAUGUGCGUAUGAACCGCCGCCGGCUGAAGGGUGAGAGUGGGACGUAUGAGUGUCUGAUGGCCCUAGAGACCUUGUUCAGCGUGCUGUUCUCCAUGUGCCGGCUGAUGGCUCCAUUCACGCCAUUCAUUACAGAAAUGAUGUAUCAGAAACUGAAGCUGCUGCUUGACCCGGCCUCUGUCCAUGACAAGGACUCGCAGAGCAUCCAUUACCUGAUGCUUCCUCCUGUGCGGGAGAAUUUGAUUGAUAAGAAGAUUGAGAAUGCGGUUUCUCGGAUGCAGUCAGUCAUUGAACUGGGCAGGGUGAUUCGUGACCGGAAGACGCUACCCAUUAAGUAUCCCUUGAAGGAAGUGAUUGUAAUCCAUCAGGAAGCAGAGGCCCUUGCAGACAUCAAAUCCUUGGAGAAGUAUAUUCUUGAGGAGCUGAAUGUCAGGAGUGUAACAGUUUCUACAGAUAAAAACAAGUAUGGCAUCCGUCUGAGAGCAGAGCCGGAUCACAUGGUACUUGGGAAACGUCUGAAGGGUGCAUUCAAGUCCAUCAUGGCUGCCAUCAAAGAGUUGAAGAGCGAGGCACUGGAAGAGUUUCAGAAAACGGGCUCCAUAUUGGUGGAUGGACAUGAGCUGCAUGAGGAGGACGUACGCCUGCUCUACACUUUUGAUCAGCGUGACAGUAGUGCUCAAUUUGAGGCUCAUUCUGAUGCUCAGGUCUUGGUUCUGCUUGAUGUCACUCCAGAUCAGGCCAUGGUGGAUGAAGGUGUCUCUAGAGAGGUUAUUAAUCGUAUCCAGAAGUUACGGAAAAAGGGAAACUUGGUUCCAACUGAUGAGAUAAGCAUCUACUACCGGGUGGAGCCGCAGGGAGAUUACCUGCACUCUGUCAUCCAGGGGCACACAGAUUUCAUUUUGGCCACAGUCAAGUCUCCUCUUAUUCCUUAUCCAGUGCCACCCUCAUCCAGCAUUAUAGUAAAGGAAAAGACACAGCUGAAAGGUUCUGAUCUGGAGAUCACACUGGUCAGAGGUUCCUCCCAGGCCGUGGAUGGUCCUGCCUGCGCCUGUGUCAAGCUGCAUAUAGCUGUUAACAGCACAGAACAAAGUGGAUUCCUACUGCUCGAGAAUCCCAAAGGAGCCGCUGUUUCCAGCGUGUCUGAAGUAAAAGCUGCAGUGUCCGCUAUAUUUCAGCUGAAGAUGGCGCGACUUGCAGUAUUUGAUGGAACCAAAGAAUUGCACAGUGAUGCCGACCCCCUGAGUUUAAAUGGAAAGAUCCUUUACGUUACCUCUGGAGCUGCCCCGGUUGUGCCAAGUAAUGGAGGCCAGCUGGAUUGCCAGUAUGUCAACCUGAGGGUGCUGAGCACCGAUACCCAAGGAACACUUUUGCUGCAAAACCCAAUUGGACAAAAUGAUCUGGACUAUCAGGGCCUGUACCGCGAAGUAGCCCUAGUGUUUGGGCUGAGGAGCCGGCGGUUCCGCCUGUAUCUUGAUGCUGCCAUGGGUGGAGAGGUGACGCAGGGCACAGUGCUGCCUGACCUCCAUACAAAGACACUAUACGUUCACGUGCUCCCAACAACUGCAGAGUGUUAGCCGUGCAGCCACCUGUGUAAAGAAGGACCCCACACGUCUAGCAGUCCUUGCCUCUAUUUAUUCCCUGAAGACCUCCUCUGCUUCUAUUUUGGCAACUGCAGAAAUAAAACUAUACUUUUUGA